Acanthosepion pharaonis is the source of this 1689-nucleotide messenger RNA. NCBI's taxonomy places the organism in Eukaryota, Metazoa, Mollusca, Cephalopoda, Sepiida, Sepiidae. The record is from the annotation of a GenBank genome assembly.
AUGCUUUCCAUCUUCCUUUCAUUUUUUUUUCUUUUUCAAUUUCUCAUUCAUUUAUUCUGUUUCUUUCUUUCUUUCUUUCUUUCUUUCUUUAUUCUUUCUUUCUUUCUUUCUUCUGAACUGUCGUUGAAUGUUCUUUCUUUCUUUCUUGUUUGCUUUCUUUCUUUCUUUCUCUUUCUUUCUUUCUUUCUUUCUUUCUUUUUUUCUUUCUUUCUUUCUUUCUUUCUUUUUUGCUUUCUUUUUUUCUUUCUUGUUUGCUCUCUUUCUUUCUUGUUUGCUUUCUUUCUUUUUUGCUUUUUCUUUCUUUCUUUCUUUCUUUCUUUCUUUCUUGUUUGCUUUCUUUCUUUCUUGCUUUUUUCUUUCUUUCUUUCUUUCUUGUUUGCUUUCUUUCUUUCUUGCUUUUUUCUUUCUUUCUUUCUUUUUCUUUCUUGCUUUUUUCUUUCUUUCUUUCUUUCUUUUGUUUCUUUUUCUUUUCUUUCUUUCUUGCUUUUCUUUCUUUCUUUCUUUCUUUCUUUCUUUCUUUUUCUUUCUUUCUUUCUUUCUUUCUUUUUCUUUCUUGCUUUUUCUUUCUUUCUUUCUUACUUUCUUGUUUUUUUCUUUCUUUCUUUUCUUUUCUUUCUUUCUUUCUUUCUUUCUUUUCUUUUUUCUUUCUUUCUUUCUUUCUUUCUUUGCUGUCGUAGUUAUUUCUCUACACGUGAUGCUUUCUUCGUUUUAUUCGUUCUCUUCUUUUUCACUCCCAUUCUGUGUUUUUGUCUGUCUGUUUCACCGUUUAUGGUUGUUGUCUGCUUUGCCUCUUUGACGGAUUGUCUCUCUGUCUGUCUGUCUGUCUUAUUAUCUCCUCUUUCUCUUUUGUUUGUUAAUCCAUAUAUCUUUGUGUGCGUGCCUGUAUUAAUAUUUUUCGAACUUCUAUCUAUCUAUCUAUCUAUCUAUCUAUCUAUCUAUCUAUCUAUCUAUCUAUCUAUCUCAAUUUGUUCAUAUCUAUCUUAUUUCAGUCUAUUCUUAUCUAUCUCAAUUUGUUCAUAUCUAUCUAUCUAUCUAUCUAUCUAUCUAUCUAUCUAUCUAUCUAUCUCAAUUUGUUCCUAUCUAUCUCAGUCUAUUCAUAUCUAUCUAUCUAUCUAUCUAUCUAUCUAUCUAUCUAUCUCAGUCUAUUCAUAUCUAUCUAUCUAUCUAUCUAUCUUAACUAAUUAUCGAGCGAUAAUUGGUCUUUUAACCAAUUCUUUGCAUUCUCUCUCCCUCACCCACACACACUCUCUCUCACCCUCCCUCCAUCCAUCCCUCACUUACUCUAACUCUCACUUGCUCCCUGACGAUCACUCUCACCCCCACAAAAUUCGUCUGGCAAUCUCUCAUCCCUCGGGCUCUUUCUCACUCUUGCUUUCUUUCUCACUCCCUCUCUCCGUCACGUCUCUUCUCUCAUUCUCUUUCCAACACCCUCUCUUGAUUUUUCUUUUUUUCUCUAUAUUUUUCCACUAUAUUUCUCUUUUUCCUCAUCGCCCUUCUUUUUCCUCUCUUUUUCUUUUUUCUUCCUUUUUCUUUUUGCCUCCCCUCCUCUUUUUCUCUUUACUCCAUUCUUUUAUCCCUUCUUUUCCCUCUAUUUUCCUUUCCCCAAUUUUUCUUCUUUUUUCCUCACUUUUUCCUGUUUUCUCCCCUUUUUUUUCCCAUUUUUACCUCUUUUUGGUCCAUUUAGCUUAG